AUGAAUGCUGGAGUAAAAAUUAAGAGAAAAACGACAAUAUUCAGUUCUGCUCAAGCUGGUAAAUUAACCAACGGACUUCAUAGAAUUCAAUACAAGAUGAGUUUCCAUUCUUCCCAAACACAGAACGACCAUCAUGUGAUGACUUCUGCACGAAAUGGUCGUCCACUGAUUCCUGUAACAGAUCAAUCGUCUACAAAUGGCAUCUGUUCUCAAUGUCAUCAAAGUUUGAACACGAGUCGAAGUCGUACUGAAGAUCGUUUCCAAACUACAUUACAGAAACACUUUCCAAACGCUUAUGGAUUGGAAGAAUUUGUCUUUGAAACGAAGCAAACUCUAGUACCCAAAGGUUUUUAUCCUCAUGUUAAUACAUUGGUUUGUGUUGGAUUAUGUCGCGAUGAAAUUACUAGUCCAUUCGAAGAAGAAGUUGAGUCAAUGUGGGGACAAGGAUUCAUCUGCGGUUCGUUGGGUGGUAUGCUGUUCUGCGGGAAAACGGGCUUUGCAGCUGCACAUCAUCAUGCACCCGAAGAUGGUCGUUUUAUUUACUAUUGUUUUACACAUAUUGCUAUCGAUCACGAAGGAAAUAUUGGUUCGGUUUACAGAACACGUAGCGGUAUGCAUGAGAAGACCACAGCAUGCGGUGCUCUUGCCGCGUUUGCGAGUGAAAUUGCUUCAAAUAAGUUGAAUUUGCAUUUCGAUGAAGCUGAUAUCGAAAUGAGCAUGUUAAAAAAACAUAUUGCUAAGCAAACGGACCUACUGGCUGAUCCGAAGAAGGUGCCAGAUUUGCUGGCAGUGACUAUGGCUGCUUAUCAAACCAUUACUUCAGAUUUAGAAAAACAUGUUCGAGACGACGCCGCGCAUUUUAAAAAUCGUCAAUACGCUUUAUUUACGGGUGUUCAAAUACAUGGCCCAAAUGGAACCGAUUAUUGUUGGUUAGGAAGAGCAAGUUUAAUGAAAAAUGGUGUAUUUACACCACUCAGUCUUACAUCUAAUGCAAAACCUCAAUCAUCAGCUGCGUCGAGGACAAAGCAACACUAA
Adineta ricciae is the source of this 1035-nucleotide messenger RNA. NCBI's taxonomy places the organism in Eukaryota, Metazoa, Rotifera, Eurotatoria, Adinetida, Adinetidae. The record is from the annotation of a GenBank genome assembly.